Messenger RNA from Pyrus x bretschneideri (Chinese white pear), 426 nucleotides. RefSeq lists its product as uncharacterized. Gene Ontology annotation, molecular function: nucleic acid binding; RNA-DNA hybrid ribonuclease activity. The record is from RefSeq and is a predicted model, not a curated record. The transcript has a single exon. Lineage: Eukaryota; Viridiplantae; Streptophyta; Magnoliopsida; Rosales; Rosaceae. Bases 1 to 426 code for a protein of 141 amino acids.
AUGGAAAGAAAUAGCUUGGUGUUCAGAAGUGUGCCCCCGGCUCCGGCACGUUGUGUUUCUAUUGCCGGUAGGGUUGGUUCCGCUUUUCUCAAGGCUAAAGGGAAGUCUGACCCCAAGGAGGCUUUACGUAUCUCUUCCUUUAUUAAAUGGGAUCUUCCUUACCGACAUGAUGUGAUUAAACUCAAUUUUGAUGGUUCAGUUUCAAACAACCGUGCUGUUGCUGCCUUUGUGCUCCGUAACAGUAAUUCACAUGUGAUUGGGGUGGGGGCUCUUAACCUUGAUGGCGCUACUAUUUCGUUACUAGAAGGGAUAAGUUUGCGAGAAAGGCUCCAAUGUGCUAGGCACAAGGGUUUUACCAAAGUGAUGGUGGAAGGGGACUCUAAACUCAUCAUUGAAGUUGUGCAAGGUCAUUGGAGGAUUCUUUGA